AUGGCCAUCUUCCAAUUGUUCGUCAUUUUGAAGCAAAUCAAACGCAAUCCAAAAAGAGUUCUCACUGUUCCAACUCGUCAUUCCGAAGAAAUCAAUGAAGAGAUCUCUUUGAAUGCAUUCCAACAACUCAUUCAAAAGAUCUUGAAUAUUUCUAGCCAUGACAAGAUGAAAAUCAAGGUUCAACUCGGAGAUCAGUUCAAAUCCAUUCGAAAUGACAAGAAAUGGAAUGAAAUCAUUCCCAAGUUACAACAGAGUGCUGGUCCAAAGGGUACUCUUGAUUUCAAGAUUAAAGUCCGUGUUGAACAUAAGGAUGAAGAUGAAUACGGUGGUAAAUUUGUUAUUUCUCAACAAGUGACACCUCAACAUGCAAAGGAAGACAUCAAAAUUGGUGGAGGCUCAGUAUCAGAAGAGAAAGUAAAUGAAAAGGUUGAAAUCAUGACUCAGCAAGACAAGUCAGAACCUACGACUCAAGUUGUGACUGUUCAAACAUUGAAUGAAAAAGAAUUUUCUGAACCUAAAGCACCACUCGAUGGCGAGACAAUUCGUGAAACUUUGCUACAAUUGAAGGAAGAAAUUACAGAAAUGAAGAAUCAAUUGCAAAUGAAGAAGCAAGAAUUCAAAAGCUUGAAGAGUCAGCUCAAGAAAAGACGUGUUCUUAAUGUUCCUUCCAUUGAAAAUACCUCAACAGUUGAUCCAAUUAAGGAAGCCAACGAAGUAUCCUUGUCAAUGGUUGAAACAAGAAAGAAGAGAAAACAAAAAUCUGGCAAUCCCAACAAGACUGUUGGUCACACACAACAAGGUGACUUGAAAAAGAAAUUGAAGGAAGAACGCAUUCAAGAACAGCAAAAAAAGAAGAUGGAGAGAGAAAAUCUCAAAAACUUUAAGAAGGAACUCAAAUUGAAGAAGGUACAACUACGAGAAUUUAAGCGUUCUCAAAGAUCACGUGAUCCAUCCAUCAAAACUAAUCAUUUCUCUACUCAACAUUGA
Naegleria lovaniensis is the source of this 987-nucleotide messenger RNA. RefSeq lists its product as uncharacterized. The transcript has a single exon. NCBI's taxonomy places the organism in Eukaryota, Heterolobosea, Eutetramitea, Acrasida, Naegleriidae. Bases 1 to 987 code for a protein of 328 amino acids. The record is from RefSeq and is a predicted model, not a curated record.